This is a messenger RNA of Callithrix jacchus (white-tufted-ear marmoset), 2057 nucleotides long. RefSeq names its product C-type lectin domain containing 9A (gene CLEC9A). Gene Ontology annotation, biological process: receptor-mediated endocytosis. The record is from RefSeq and is a predicted model, not a curated record. NCBI's taxonomy places the organism in Eukaryota, Metazoa, Chordata, Mammalia, Primates, Cebidae. Gene Ontology annotation, cellular component: cell surface; membrane.
UCUUUCACUAGCCUGCUCCAAACCACCUGAGGAGUUAUUUUUGCCAGCCCCUUGUGUGAACUGCUUUUCUAUCAAAGCACCUCAGACAUGCAUGAAGAAGAAAUAUACACCUCUCUUCAGUGGGAUAGUCCAGUACCUAACACUUACCAGAAAUGUCUGUCUUCCAACAGAUGUUCAGGAGCGUGGUGUCUUGUGAUGGUGAUUUCAUGUAUUUUCUGCUUGGGAUUAUUAACAACAUCCAUUUUCCUGACCAUCAAGUUGUUGCAGGUGUCCACCAUUGUGAUACAGCAGCAAGAAAAACUCAUCCAACAAGAGAGGGCACUGCUAAACUGUACACAGUGGAAUAGAAGCCAUGCCCUUCAGAUGAAACAUUGUCAAACCUUCAUGCAAAACUUUCUCAGCUCAGCUCAUAACUGCAACCCUUGUCCAGACAAUUGGAUUCAGAAUGGAGAAAGUUGUUACUAUGUCUCUGAAAAAUGGGAAUAUUGGCACACCAGUCAAGAGAAUUGUUUAAAGGAAGACUCCAGGCUGCUACAAAUAGACAGCAAAGAAGAAAUGGAUUUUAUCACCGGCAGCUUGAGGAAGAUCGAGAGAGGCCAUGAAUACUGGGUGGGGUUGUCUCAGAAUGGACACAGCGCACGCUGGCUUUGGCAAGAUGGCUCUUCUCUUUCUCCUGGCCUGUUGCCAGUAGAGAGAUCUCAAUCAACUAACCAAGUCUGUGGAUACGUCAAGAACCAUUCCCUUCUUUCGUCUAACUGCAGCAGUUGGAAGCAUUUUAUCUGUGAGAAGUACGCAUUAAGACCCUCUAUCUGAAAGAAAUCGUGUUCCAAGUGCUCUGCUGCACUAGAACUUGGAAAAGGCCAUUGGAAACCACCAUCCCCCCCAAAAAACCACAAAAAACUAACAGCAAGUAGAGCAGCAAACCAAUAUGUGGGCGAUGAAAUUAGCAACCUGGGACUCAAUAAUACACUUGGGAAUAUUCUUCCUUACUGUCCAGAUUUCAUUUGAUGUUGUUCGAAUUGCCAAGAAUAAAACUUAUUUAGAGCUAGAGGACAAAACCCUGACGAGUUAAGAACAAAUGCAAGGAAAUCAUUUUUAUUGCUGAAAGUCCAGAAUGACUGUAAAUUUCACACAAGGUACAGAGCUGUAAGUUGUUGGGGAGGUGAUGCGGUUACAGCUGACUAAUACUUUUAAAGGAAGUAAAUCUGACCUUUUCAACGCACAGUCCGUGAGAUCUUUCUUUGCAUUUUAUAGGGUUUCAGGCAUUAUGUUAUCAAAAUGUUAAGACAGAAGUACAGAGAUACGAAUUUCCAAAGUGGAAGAAAGUCAGGCUUCUAUCUGCAGCCUGCACAACCACGUACUGUUUAAGGUUUGGUUUCUACUAGAAAGAUGAACUACUAGCAUUUGACAUACGCAGAAGGAAUAGUCAGGAUGCCAGGUCAGUGUGUUCUCCAGGGAAUGCUGUGAAUUCCUUCUUUCCUUUCAGUGACCAUCCCUGCCAUUCACAAAGUAAAGGAGUCAUGGUCUGGCCUCUCAGGGUUAACACUCCAGCACUUUCAACUACAUCUCUCAGUGCCUCAAUUGCCUCAUUGUAAAAUAACACCAGAACUUACUUCAAAAUACUGUAUGCGGAUUAGACUGUAAAUAUAUGUCAGUGCUGAGAAGAGCCUUGCACAGAGUUGAACGCUCUGCCAGCGCUUGCUUUUGCUCUCUGGAUUACCUCGCCAAUCAUCUCUGGCAGCAACCUGUAUUUGUGCAUUCCAGACAAAAAUCAUCCCUUUUUUGCUCCCGUUGCAGCAAUAUUGAGAAGUUACAGUUCAUGUGUAAAAUGUCAGCAGCUCUUUGGAGAGAACAUCUGCUUUAAAGUUGAUUCUCUUCAAAUAAAUCAAUAGACAGUCUCUGUCCUAAGUCUUUAGGCUCCCUGAACAUGAACUAUCUUAUUCCCAAGAGAGGAUUCAUAGCUAAAUACCCUGUGAUCUACAGAAGGAACAGAUUCCUUAACUGUUAUUACAUUACCUGUUACCAUUUACCAUCCCUACAAACACCUUACAGCAUAG